Molecule: messenger RNA, 1611 nt
Organism: Trichoplusia ni (cabbage looper)
Lineage: Eukaryota; Metazoa; Arthropoda; Insecta; Lepidoptera; Noctuidae
Gene: Gr21a
Product: gustatory and odorant receptor 22
Exons: 9
Coding region: 100-1494 (464 amino acids)
Biological process (GO): sensory perception of taste
Cellular component (GO): axon; neuronal cell body; membrane
Source: RefSeq, a predicted model, not a curated record
AUUAUUACCUAUUCUGUUGCCAGAGCUUUCACAGAGCUCAUUGCGAACGGACGAGGCCCUUACUGCCCGACUGUACGAGAACUCGGAAACAAAGGCAUUAUGAACAAAGAAAACCAUGGGUUUCGGGUCUACAAUCCCACGACCAACAAUGAUGUGCGAAGGCGGGAAAUGUUCCAGAGGAUUGAUGAUAAAGAUGGGAUUAAAGAAUACGACGCGAAGGAUCUCUAUGGUCCGGAGAUAACGGACAAAGAUGGCGCACUUUUGGACGCUCACGACAGUUUCUAUAUCACCACGAAGAGUUUAUUGGUGCUGUUCCAAAUUAUGGGCGUCAUGCCGAUCAUGAGAGUACCUAAAAAUGCGCAAACAACUAAACGAACAACUUUUAAUUGGAUAUCUAAGGCUACGCUGUGGGCUUACUUAGUAUGGAGCUUGGAAUGCAUCAUUGUUGUAAAAGUGGGCAGGGAGCGCUUAGCGAAUUUCCAAAGCAGUUCCAACAAGCGAUUCGAUGAGGUUAUUUAUAAUAUUAUUUUUCUCAGUAUUUUGAUUCCGCAUUUUUUACUGCCGAUUGCAUCUUGGCGCCAUGGACCGCAAGUUGCCAUAUUUAAAAACAUGUGGACACAUUAUCAGCUAAAAUACCUGAAGAUAACUGGCACACCGAUAGUAUUCCCCAACCUGUACUCGUUGACGUGGGGGCUCUGCGUGUUUUCAUGGGGGCUCAGCUUCGCUGUUAUACUAUCCCAACACUACCUACAAGACGACUUCGAGUUAUGGCACUCUUUCGCAUACUACCAUAUUAUUGCUAUGCUUGAUGGAUUCUGUUCAUUAUGGUACAUAAACUGCAACGCGUUUGGCACGGCAUCGAGGGGCUUAGCAAUGAAUCUCCACAAGGCCUUGGAAGCUGAACACCCGGCGCUCAAAGUGGCUCAGUACCGACAUCUGUGGGUCGACCUAUCGCACAUGAUGCAACAGUUGGGUCGUGCCUACUCCAACAUGUAUGGUAUAUACUGCAUGGUAAUUUUCUUUACAACCACCAUUUCGCUAUACGGUGCGUUGUCAGAGAUAUUGGAACAUGGCUUGAGCUACAAAGAAAUGGGCUUGUUCGUUAUAGUCGGGUACUGCAUGACUCUACUAUUUAUAAUAUGCAAUGAGGCCUACCAUGCUUCGAGGAAGGUUGGCCUAGAGUUCCAAGUUCGUCUUCUGAAUAUAAACCUUGGAGCUGUAGACCGGAGUACCCAGAGAGAGGUGGAGAUGUUUCUGGUGGCUAUUUCUAAGAACCCGCCUAUUAUGAAUUUGGAUGGGUUCACUAAUAUUAACAGGGAGCUCUUUACAGCUAACGUAUCCUUCAUGUCAACCUACCUGAUCGUUCUGAUGCAGUUCAAGCUGACUCUACUGCGACAAAGUGCCAGGAAGACUCUCAGAUCCUUCGUCAGAGCUGUGUUCAAUACCACUACCACGAUAUUAGAUGAUGACGUCACCGAAGAUGACGUAGAAUGAAGAAAAUUAGAAAAGUGUAUACGUGAUUUAAUAUUCAUACCAAAUUAUAGUGAUAGUUGAGUCGAUAAUGAUGUACGCUUGCUAAAUAAUCGACAAUUUAAUGCUUAAGAUGUAGUC